This is a messenger RNA of Corticium candelabrum, 657 nucleotides long. Its product is annotated as large ribosomal subunit protein uL11-like. The record is from RefSeq and is a predicted model, not a curated record. Bases 85 to 582 code for a protein of 165 amino acids. Gene Ontology annotation, biological process: translation. NCBI's taxonomy places the organism in Eukaryota, Metazoa, Porifera, Homoscleromorpha, Homosclerophorida, Plakinidae. Gene Ontology annotation, molecular function: large ribosomal subunit rRNA binding; structural constituent of ribosome. The transcript is spliced from 5 exons. Gene Ontology annotation, cellular component: cytosolic large ribosomal subunit; ribosome.
CGCAUGCGCAUUAAGCCUGCAGGAGACAACGUGCGCGGUAGGAGAGGAAAUCGUUCGUUUGUGUGGCGAUCUUAGCUCGUAGACAUGCCUCCUAAAUUCGAUCCGAACGAGAUAAAGAUUGUUUAUCUGCGUGCUGUCGGCGCUACGGUCGGUGCAACGUCGACUCUUGCUCCCAAAAUCGGUCCACUCGGUCUCUCGCCUAAGAAAGUUGGGGAUGACAUUGCAAAGGCUACACAAGAUUGGAAAGGUCUGAAGAUAACAGUGAAGUUGACUAUUCAGAACAGACAGGCUAAAAUCGACGUCGUGCCGACUGCGGCUUCUCUCAUCAUCAGAGAGUUGAAGGAGCCACCGAGGGAUAGAAAGAAGGAAAAGAAUAUUAAACACAACGGUAACAUUACAAUGGAACAAGUGAUCCAGAUAGCAAGAAUAAUGCGACCUCGUUCAAUGGCACGACAUUUCUCCGGAACAGUGAAAGAGAUCCUCGGCACAGCACAGUCAGUCGGCUGCACGAUAGACGGCUCGGCGCCUCACGACAAAAUCGAUGCAAUAAACAACGAAGAAAUCGAUGUACCAGACGAGUAGCAAGAAGUGACUUUCGUAUAGGUGUACAUCAUGUUGCUUACAAUAUAAUCGAAUUAUAACAAUGUGUGUAAAUGA